AUGACCGUCCUUUGUUCAUCAGAGGCGCGUUGGAAGGAACCUUAUGCCAUGGCAACGAACACGCUGAGGAAGACCGAGGCGAUGGCUGUCAAGCCCGACAGUGCGAAGGAAGUAGAAGCAGCGCUCGUUGAAGAUGUCGAAGCUUGGGAAUCGACAACCGACUCGGUCGGCGAAGCACUGGGCGAGGCGGAGUCCGCAACUGGUGUCGGCGAUGCCUCGGUCGUGGUGACGGAUUCUGUUUCUGUCGGGGGCGCUGUAGCCGCAGGAGCAGCAGAAGCGGUCGAGGACGCGUCAAAGUAG
Microbotryum saponariae is the source of this 300-nucleotide messenger RNA. NCBI's taxonomy places the organism in Eukaryota, Fungi, Basidiomycota, Microbotryomycetes, Microbotryales, Microbotryaceae. The record is from the annotation of a GenBank genome assembly.